AUGCUGUGCGGCUGUGGUAUUAUCAUCAAGCUACCUCAAUGGUUCCGUCGAAAGGAAAGCGAGAAGAAGGACGAGGAGGCCGACGAAGUAACAGCGAGACCUCCAACAUACAUCAGUGCGAUUGAAGCAGUUCCCUCUCACGUCGACGAGGAUAGUCCGAUGGAAGGCAUCGCUGACGGUCCUGAUUUUUUGAGAUCCCAGACUCCAUCACCCGAAUCCUUGGGAAAAACUCAACGAGCAGACGAAAGAGAGGGUUAG
Exophiala xenobiotica is the source of this 258-nucleotide messenger RNA. RefSeq lists its product as uncharacterized. The record is from RefSeq and is a predicted model, not a curated record. Bases 1 to 258 code for a protein of 85 amino acids. NCBI's taxonomy places the organism in Eukaryota, Fungi, Ascomycota, Eurotiomycetes, Chaetothyriales, Herpotrichiellaceae. The transcript has a single exon.